Messenger RNA from Diutina rugosa, 1923 nucleotides. RefSeq lists its product as uncharacterized. Bases 1 to 1923 code for a protein of 640 amino acids. The record is from RefSeq and is a predicted model, not a curated record. The transcript has a single exon. Lineage: Eukaryota; Fungi; Ascomycota; Pichiomycetes; Serinales; Debaryomycetaceae.
AUGACGACGUUCCUCACCCCGCAUUUCAGCCGCCGGGUGCUGUUUCUGAACGUCCACCCCGAGCUCGACGACCCCGGGUGUGGGCCCAUAUACAACUUGCCGGCGCCGCUGCUGAGGCCGCCGGCGCAGCCGAUGACGAUGGUCAACCUGGGGAUCGAGUUCAACCAGCGGAUGUUCGACAAACUGCUGCCGUUCGCUCCCAAGCUGCCCCCGCUGGCGGCGACGGGCCACGUGCUCUCGCUGAGGCGCAAGCGGCUUAAGCUUCCCGACCCACCGAAUAAGCUGAUCUUGAAGAAUAAAGUGAGCCCGGAACAGUUAUUGAUUAACGAAACGACGAUUAACUUCCACGGCGACUUGGAUGAACUAGCGCUGUUCACCGCGGCCAAUAUCGAUAAUGUCGCGAGUUCGAGUAUGAACGGUGCCAAUGGCGACGGGGUCACGGCUCCACCGAGACGUAAGCUGUAUGCCGAAAUGACCGACGAAGAGUUGAUGCAAUUAGACCCCCAGUACGCUCAGAAACUGGUCAACGUGUCCCAGUAUAAGUUUGACUCUAAACUGGGGUUCUAUGCCGGUACCUCCAAGACCAAUGCGGAUCCGGCCUACCCGACGGCCAAAUAUGCCCUGCUGGGAGUCGAUAACUAUAAGCUGGUGCUGCUCACGGUGAAACACAAUGGCUACGAACAGUGUACCACUAACCGCACCAUCCUCGCCUAUAUCUCGGGCCGCCGCCACCUGUGGAACGGGCUCGACUGGAUGCUUAGUUACAACCAACCCGUCACUGACCUGGAGAUUUUCCUCACUCACGGCGACUAUUUGGUGGUGGCAGCUCUAAUUCCGCAACGGUUUAUUACUGACCACGCUAAGCUUAAUAAGCGUAACCGCCUCGAAGAAGUGCUUCACGAUAAGGGGAACCAGAUCCUCGAACACUUACUCACGCUGCCGUUACUCUCUCAACACGAUUUACGCCUCAAAAUUACCGUGGAACUUAUCAUGGACAACGUCAUCGCCGAUACCCCUACUGUCCGCAAUAAGAAGCCCCAGGGCAACAAGUACGCCUUGGGCAACUUGUACCGCCAGUACCACCCCAACAUGUUGGUCAUGGGCACUAAACUGGCCAAUUUUAACUUCAAAUACCCCACUCAACGGAAACAGCUGGCACGUGACGAGUACUUGGUGAAACUCACCAGUUACGUGAUGAAGUACUCGGUGGUACCCGUACUCUUAGUGGGACCAUCUACUAAGUGGCACAACGCGCUGGCCUACGAGAAACGGCGGGCCCUGACGCUGUUGAAAUUUGCUGGCGAUAGUCGGGGCCGCCUGACUCACCGGGAAAUGAUCCCCGAAACGUCAUCGCGGUCGCUGCUGAUUGCUCUGCUGGACCUGGUGCUCUCGGCAGUGCUGUUUACGGGGCUGGACCUCGUCAAGGAGAAACUGCUUCCCGAACAAGUGGACCAGCUCUGGCACCUGAACUCACCCAACCGGUUUGCCGAUGCCCUUGCUUUAGUAUCUGACCGAGCCUGGGACGAUGCCCACGGCUACUUGACGGCUGUGUCCUCAAAAGGCGAGAGCAGCUUACCCAUAGAUCUGCGCAUCCACCAGAUCUAUAGGUCGCAAACUACCAGUGGCUACGUCAUGGGCGGCACUCCCAUCGGCACCAGCCAGCUGCCGUCUCACCUGAGGGAACUGGGCGUCGGCGGCUCCGUCAAUGGUGGUGGUUGCGAAGUGUAUAAGGUGAAGCUGAUGCUCGCCGCUGACCCACCUAAACCAAAGAAGACGAAACCGGCACUGUUCCUGGUGCCGCUGACGACGAUCACCCCUGCGGAGAUGAAGAAACGGUCGAACCUGAUGACGCUGGCGUCGUCGCUGCUGGAGAAGGAGAAGAAGCUGACCUCGAUCUGGAAGAAGCUCGGCCUCAAGAAGUAG